Solanum stenotomum is the source of this 1020-nucleotide messenger RNA. RefSeq names its product U2 small nuclear ribonucleoprotein B''-like. NCBI's taxonomy places the organism in Eukaryota, Viridiplantae, Streptophyta, Magnoliopsida, Solanales, Solanaceae. Gene Ontology annotation, molecular function: RNA binding. The record is from RefSeq and is a predicted model, not a curated record. Gene Ontology annotation, biological process: meiotic DNA double-strand break formation. Bases 11 to 793 code for a protein of 260 amino acids. The transcript is spliced from 5 exons.
UCUCGUGAAGAUGUCAACUGCAGUUUCGCAGCAAAUGUCCCUAUUCAGAUUCCAAGUCGAGAGCCGUAGACUGGAUGAAGGAACUCUUCGAAUUCUCGAGUCCGUUUUAGCUUGGGACGAUUACGAAUCUCUGGAAGGAGUGGUAUGUACUUUGAAACAGUUCAUGAGACACGAAUCUCUCCGAAUUAUUGAGGAAAUCGCUGGAAAAGCUGCAGAGCAUAAACUUCUGAUCGUAGAUUUUCUAGUUCGCGUUUUUGCUCUCAUCGGAGAUACUGAGCGGAUGCAAUAUGCUAAAUCAAAGUCAGAUUGUAUUGCUAAGGCAGAGGGGACCUAUGACAAGAAAAAGAAACAAGAUGAAAAAGGUUACUUCAUUCUGUUGUAUAUUAUUCACCUGCUCCGUUUCCUCUUAAGCUUCUCAUUGGUUCCAAAGUGCGUGUCAUGGAUAAUCAUCUAUGGAAAUGUUAAAAAAUUUUCCUUCUGGCGAAAUUCUUUUGUUACAGCUCAGCUAAAUGGAAUAUUUUAUAGUUCAACUGAACCAAGUGCUCAAGAUGUUGCGGAACCAAAUAAUAUUCUCUUCAUACAGAAUCUGCCCCACGAGACAACAAGUAUGAUGCUUGAAGUGCUUUUCAAACUGUAUCCUGGCUUUAGAGAAGUUCGAAUGAUUGAAGCGAAGCCAGGUAUUGCGUUUGUGGAAUUUGAUGAUGAUGUCCAGUCUUCAGUCGCCAUGCAGGCCCUUCAAGGCUUCAAAAUCACACCCCAGAAUCCCAUGGCAAUCACCUAUGCCAAGAAAUGAGCAUUCUUAAUUCCAGUACAUGCUGGUAUUGUAUGUUCACCCAUAGGUCAGAUGAGAGGAAGAUGUAGACGGCCACAUGUAUUAUACACUUGAGCAGGCAGGCUUCUUUUAAGCCUUGAAGUCUUUUGGGUCUUUGUAGCUAAUUAAAAAUGUUUUAAACAAUUUGAUUUUAUGUACUAGUGCUGCCGAAUCCUAAGAAAAUACGUGUUUGAUUGUCUGGUAUUUUG